This is a messenger RNA of Syngnathoides biaculeatus (alligator pipefish), 3343 nucleotides long. It is a transcript of the gene prkg3, whose product is annotated as protein kinase cGMP-dependent 3. NCBI's taxonomy places the organism in Eukaryota, Metazoa, Chordata, Actinopteri, Syngnathiformes, Syngnathidae. The coding region runs from base 439 to 2481 and encodes 680 amino acids. Gene Ontology annotation, molecular function: cGMP-dependent protein kinase activity; ATP binding. Gene Ontology annotation, biological process: protein phosphorylation. The record is from RefSeq and is a predicted model, not a curated record. The transcript is spliced from 22 exons.
CACGCUCCAAAAAAAGUCACAAAAACUGUUGGACGGGUCCAUAUGGAAACACGACACCUGCGGCUCACGUGCACAUUUUGUUGUCAACUCGUGCCCACCGAAUUUGGAUCCGAUUAUUCAAUGGGAUGAUAAUUGGUCCGCUGUUGUUCCUCCUCUUCCUCGCUCCUUUUCCCCCACCUGGGGAGGGGGGGAGGGGGGGAGGGAGGAGCUUCAGGUGUCGCCGGACCGCUCAAUCCCAGAAGAGUUGCGGAGAUUGACAGACGUGCGGGGGAAGACCCCCCCAAAAAAAAAGCAAAGACAAAGCGCAGGAAGAAAAAGAGGAAGAGUCAGAGGACCCCCGGUCAAGAACGCCCAAGUUGAAGUUUUGGGGUGGGGGUGGAGGGCCGAACCCAUGCGGCACCCGUGAGGAAAUCGUCGCACGUUAGCAGCCCUGCAGGGAUGGAAACGCAAUUGGAGGAGCUGCGGCAGCAGCUGGAGAAGCAAAGUCUCAUCAACCAGGAACUGCGCAGGCAGAAUCAGGAAUUGGAGCAACGUUUGCAAGAGAAAGAGAAAGCGCUGCAGGAGCUGCACGCUCAGUACCGCCACGACAUCGAGUUUCCGGCUCCGAGCGACGCCGAGCCGCAACCCGAGUUCCGGAAGAGUCGCGCGGCCGUCAUCGCGCCGGAACCCAUCCCGGAGACGGUGGACGUCCGCAAGGCCCGAGUGAAGAAAACCGACAGCGAGACGGAUCUCAUCGUCAAAGCCAUCCAGAAGAAUGACUUCCUGAGCCGGCUGGACGAUGAGCAGAUCGCCAUGAUGGUGGACCUCCUGGAGACCUCCGACGUCCGCCGGGGUGGCGAAGUCAUCCGAGAGGGCUCCGAGGGGGACAGCAUGUACAUCGUGGCAGGCGGAGAGCUCCUGGUCACCCAAGCGGGCCGCGACCUCCGAACCCUGACCAGCGGCGACAUUUUUGGAGAGCUGGCCAUCUUGUACAACUGCAAACGAACGGCCACGGUUAAAGCCAAGACGGAGGUGCGUCUGUGGCGCAUGGAGAGGCAGACCUACAGGACCAUCAUCACCAACAAGUCCAAGAAGAAACGGGAGCAGCUGCUGGGCUUCUUGAAGACCUCUCGCACGCUGAAGGACCUGAAUGACGUCCAGUUGUCCAAAAUCAUCGACUCCAUGGAGGAGGUCAAGUACCAGAACAAAGACGUGAUCGUCCGCGAGGGAGCCGAAGCCAACACCUUCUACAUCAUCUUGAAAGGGGAGGUGUUGGUGACGAAGAGCGUCAACGGACUUCAGAAGCAAAUUCGCCGGAUGGGCAAAGGCGAGCAUUUCGGGGAGCAGGCGCUCAUACGGGAAGUGUUGCGGACGGCCACGUGCACGGCCGACGGUCCCGUCACCUGCUUCAGCAUCGACAAAGAGGUGUUCGAGGAGACCAUCCCCGUCGAGCACUUGGAGCUAUUUGAUGACUCCAAGAUGCUGCAGGAGGCCCAAGCUCCCGAAAAGUCCAGUUUCAGCUCCACUCUGAGACUGAAGGACCUGGUCCCGGUGCUGUACCAGGAGGGCCGUUUCCAAGGGGACCCGGUCACCCUCGGGGUCGGGGGCUUCGGCCGCGUGGAACUGAUGAGCCGCUCCAAUCACGGCCACUUGUACGCCGUCAAGCGCGUUAGCAAGAAGCACGUCGUGGCCAAGCGGCAGGAGGAGCACGUCCUGUUCGAGAAGAAGAUCCUCAAGGCCAUCCAGUGCGACUUCGUUGUCAGGCUCCACGCUACCUUCAAAGACACUCGCUACAUCUACAUGGUGAUGGAGUUCUGCGGGGGCGGCGAGGUCUGGACCAAACUCAAAGAAGUAGGGCGUUUCGACGAGCAGACGGCGGCGUUCUGCACGGCGUGCGUGGUGGAGGCCUACGCUUACCUCCACAAGAAGAACAUCAUGUACAGAGACCUCAAGCCCGAGAACCUGAUGUUGGACGCCCGCGGCUACGUCAAACUGGUGGACUUCGGUUUCGCCCGAGAGUUGGUGCGCGGCGAGAAGACCUACUCCUUUGUUGGUACUCCUGAGUACAUGGCCCCCGAGAUCAUCAAGAACCAGGGGCACGACUUCGCUGUGGACUUCUGGUCGCUCGGCAUCCUCAUCUACGAGCUGCUGGUGGGAAGUCCUCCCUUUUCGAGCUCGGAGCCUCAGAAGAUUUACGCCAAGAUCCUGGACGGGGUGAUGACCUUCCCGCCGUACUUGAGCGAGGCGGCCAAGUCCAUCAUCAGCAAGCUGUGCAGACCUCGGCCCGGGCAGCGGCUCGGAAACACCAAGAACGGCAUCAAAGAAGUCCGACAUCACAGGUGGUUCGGUAACAUGAACUGGCACAAGUUGCGCAUGGCCCAGCUGGACGCGCCCACCGUGCGCCUCAUCCGCAAGGGUCCGUGCUACAUCAAUUUCGACCGCUUCCCGGAGGACCAGACGAAGGCGGACGAGGAGUUCUCGGGUUGGGACCGGGACUUUUGACCUGCCCGGGGGGGGGGGCAGAGGACAACCCCCCACCCCCACCCCCUUUCCAUCACGCAUGUCGAGGUGAACAACACGCAAGAGAACUCUUGCGCCCUUCGAACGGGUCCAAAGCAGAUUCUGGACCGUGCGAUGAGUGCCGGUUAAUCUUCUUCUGUGGAAAAUGGAUUCAGAUCAUAAAUAGUUGCUUUGUGUACUCCCGGCUGGAGAAUGAGCGCCUCGACUUGGCCCGGAAUCUACUUGAGUGCGCGCAAAGGAGUCAAACGUGUGCUUAGAAAUCAUCGAAAAGUCCAAAUGAAGACGCUUGACGUCAAAAUGAAUUAAGUUGAAUUGUCGCUCGCUAGAAACGGAUCACGUAAAACGAGAAUUGAAAUUUUGGCAAAUGUUUUCUGCGUACUUCAAAUAUUUCUGUUUUCGCCUCAGAUGAUCUUGAACACUUCAAAGUGGUUUUGUGUUUUUUUUAUUUUUUUUAAUUGAUCCACUGGAGAAAAUGAAUAUUGCAAUCCUUCAUUGAACAAAUGGACAUUUCCUUUCCUUGGUGUACAAAGUAUUUUCAUACCCUUCAGGUAAUUCAUCAAGGUAUUUGAAGUUAAAAAAAAUAAUAAUUUGUUUUUCUGCCCAUUUUUUUCUUUAUUUGAAUUUAAAAUGUAUGAUUUUUUUACAUUUGAAAUUUCAUUGUAUUUUUUUAUUCCUAAUGAAUUUGAAUUUUUCCAAUUUGUAAUUCAUCAUUCUCUCUUGAUUUUUUUAAAAAUUAAUUUUCAUUUUUAAUAUUGAAGCAUGUUUAAAUAUUGAUUUGAAAAAACAAAUCUGUUUAAUUUUGUUACUUUUUAGCAAUUUUUCUUUGAAUGCGAAUGAAAAUGUU